Pipistrellus kuhlii (Kuhl's pipistrelle) is the source of this 2804-nucleotide messenger RNA. It is a transcript of the gene CMC1, whose product is annotated as C-X9-C motif containing 1. The transcript has 5 exons. The coding region runs from base 189 to 599 and encodes 136 amino acids. Gene Ontology annotation, cellular component: mitochondrion. NCBI's taxonomy places the organism in Eukaryota, Metazoa, Chordata, Mammalia, Chiroptera, Vespertilionidae. The record is from RefSeq and is a predicted model, not a curated record.
GAGGCGGAAGUAGCUACUCUGGAAGAGGGAAAGGGACUUGCUGCGCUUCGUGAAGGGCAACGCGCUCAAACUCCCGUGCAGCUCCGGGAAGCCCGUGCGGGCGGCUGCACGUGCGGCCUCACCCAGGCUCCUCCCCUCCCCGCCCCCUGCCCGGGUGUGGCCUCGCGGCUGCGUUCUCCGUCGCCGAGAUGGCGCUCGACCCGGCAGAACAGCAUCUCAGACAUGUUGAAAAAGAUGUUUUGAUCCCUAAAAUAAUGAGAGAAAAGGCCCGAGAGAGGUGUUCUGAACAAGUUCAAGAUUUUACCAAAUGUUGCAAGGAAUCUGGAAUGCUUAUGGUAGUAAAAUGCCGGAAAGAAAAUUCUGCAUUAAAAGAAUGUCUAACCGCUUACUAUACUGAUCCUGCCUUUUAUGAAGAAUGUAAAAUGGAAUACCUGAAGGAAAGGGAAGAAUUCAGAAAAACUGGAAUUCCUACCAAGAAAAGGCUACAGAAGCUUCCAACAAGCAUGAGAUUCUACUCCCUUGAGUCAGCUGUGUUCAUUGGUCAGAAUAAAUUUCAGCAUCUGACACCAAUUCCAUUAAUCACAGACAAGCCUGAAUAAGUGAGUAAGAUAAUAGAAAGACAAAAAUAUAUGAUGAACAGUGAACAUUGUUUAUGUAUGUAUGCUAUUCAGAUAAUAUAGACGUGAUCUGAGAUAUUCUUUUGAGUUUAAGACGGAUGUUUGAAACUGUCUAUUAAAAAGACUAAAGGUUUCCCACAUGAAACACUUUAUCUCAAGCAAAGGAUGUAUGAAAUCAAGUAAUACAUUUUAUUACUAAUAUUCUUAAUACUGCAGCCCUGAAAGAAUUUAAAUAAGUUUCCAUGUGAAGCCAUCCUUGUUAUUUCUUUGUUUAUAAAUAAUAGGCCAUUUAGGAUGUUUGAGGACAUUUUAUAAUUAUACUUUAUCAAUAUGGCACAGAAUAUGGUUUCUAGAAUUAAAAUCCUUAAAUUAAUUAAAAAUCACUCAAUAAGUAACACAUCACAAAAAAUCUAAUAAUUUAUAAGCUGCUCUACAUAACAAGUGAACGUUCUGUAGACCCUUUGAAGAAAAUUAAUUUAUACAGUUAUACCUUUAGAUUUUCAUUAUGGACCCUGAAGGGACAAAUUAGACUGAAACCUUUGUGAUGCUCUACUUCUAACUAGUUGGCUUCUAAAGUCAGGUUACUUCAAAUCUUAAAAUUCAAAUUGCAGUUCUAAACUUUAUCAAAAACAUUGUGAUUAAAAAUUUUCUUAAACUUUGAAACACAAUAGCAUAUAGAGAUGGAAAAACCUACAUAGUAUUAUUCCACUAUUUAUUUGUAUUUUUCACAUUUAUCAACAGGAAAUAACUAUUCACAUUGCUAUUUGCUCCUUUAUGUAACUUAAAGCAACUUAUAUAAAUUUCCUCUUAUAUUAAUGGCCUCCUUUAUUUUUAAUGAAUAGCUAUUUAGACAUUUCACAUGCUUUGUAAAACCAUAUCUAAAAACUUUCAAUUCCAUUCUUUAUGUGAGGCCGAAAUGUACAAACAUUAUCAAAGACAGACUUUUUGAAACACCUCAAGUUUAUUAAUUUAUUAGUAGUAUAUAUCUGAUUUUUAGCCAGAAUGUGAAGCUGGACAGUUGCUCUCAUACUGGAAAAUCAACUACAUAAUACAUUACAGUAUUGUGCAAAUGUGUACAUUGAAGAACUUUGCAAAAGUUUAAUCAAACCUGCUUUCAGUUUAUUAAAUAAUUUCUCAAGAAUACUUGCUGGAGUUACAGCAGCCUCAUGACCAAGUCACAGAUCUCUUCAGAAUUAAUUCUUAUAAAGGCAGUUUUGAUUACGUUGAUCCAAGUUAAGUGGGGGUGGCAGGAUGGGUGAAGGAAAAGUUUUAUUUUUAGUUUCCCCAAAUGCUGUUUCACUUGAUUUAGGAGGGCUUGGGAGUACCCAAGAAUUGUCUUCCAGAGAAUUUCUGCCAUACGAGUAGUGUUCCUGAAAGUUUGAACAGUCAUGAGGAAUGGGUCUCUCGUUAUCGGUCCAUGAUUGGAGAAUUGCUUUCUCUGGUAAAACCUUUACAUCUCCUGGAAAAGGGGAAGAUGUGGUAUGACAAAGAGUUUUGCCAUUUGGUGAGAGAGGGGGGUGUCUUUUGUAUGUUGCAGUGAAAUUCGUCAAGUGCAGGUUUGUGCUUUCUUUCCCAAGGUCUUCCAUGAAUCCUACAGGGGUGCAGGCUAAAAGAGAAAGUAUAGGCCAAAUGUCAGUUGUCAUGGCAUUUUUUAUCAUAAAAUUAACAUUAAUUGGUUGAAUUUAUAACUGGAAGUAAAGUGAACAUUUCCAAGUUAGAGAAGUCACUGCACUGUCCCAGGUAUCACUUUUCUCACUUGCAAAAUGGACAAAGCAUAGUAAUCCUAUCCCACCUGUAUCACUGCACCAUUAAAGGUGAAGUAUUUAAAAUUUCAAAAAGUGGGAAACCAAUAAAGUUAAAAUACAAGUAAAGAUUCUGUUCUGGGCUCUUAAUGGGGCGAGAGAAGGCUUGCAGACUUUUUACUUCAGUAGAGAAUAAGGCUUUCCUUAAGUUUCAGUAUUUAUUAUUAAAUAUCAUAUUCCUUUAUUUUUUAAAAUCUUUUUUUUUCCAUAGGUGGUCCAAAAGCAAGUUUUUUCAGAAAGAAUUAUAUUAUGAAUUAGUGAGACCUAAAUAAUAUGUGUUCAGGCUUUUAUGAAUAUAAUAGUUUAAGUAACAUCUAUAAAAUAAUCCAGUAUUUUAUUAAAUACAUAUAAUGUAAGUUCUGCUACUGUUACAGUAUAGGCUAAG